Messenger RNA from Miscanthus lutarioriparius, 954 nucleotides. NCBI's taxonomy places the organism in Eukaryota, Viridiplantae, Streptophyta, Magnoliopsida, Poales, Poaceae. The record is from the annotation of a GenBank genome assembly.
AUGGCCAAGACGAAGCAAGGGAAGCGGGACGUCGACGCCUACACCAUCAAGGGCACCAACAAGGUGGUCCGAGUGGGGGACUGCGUGCUGAUGCGUCCGGCGGACACGGACAAGCCGCCGUACGUGGCGCGGGUGGAGCGGAUGGAGUCGGACGGGCGCGGCGGCGUCCGGGUGCGGGUGCGCUGGUACUACCGCCCCGAGGAGGCCAAGGGCGGCCGCCGCCCGUUCCACGGCGCCAAGGAGCUCUUCCUCUCCGACCACUUCGACACGCAGAGCGCGCACACCAUUGAGGGAAAGUGCAUCGUUCACUCCUUCAAGAGCUACACCAAGCUCGACAACGUCGGCCCGGAGGACUUCUACUGCCGAUUUGACUACAAGGCCGCCACCGGUGCAUUCACCCCCGACCGUGUCGCCGUGUAUUGCAAGUGUGAAAUGCCGUACAACCCGGAUGACCUCAUGGUGCAGUGCGAAGGAUGCAAGGACUGGUUCCAUCCGUCUUGUAUGGGAAUGACCAUUGAGCAAGCCAAAAAGAUAGAUCAUUACAUGUGCUCGGAUUGUGCUAAAGAAAAUGGUGCAAAGAGACCCUCAAAUUCAUACCCAUUUUCACCCAACUCUGAUUCUAAGACUUUUUUGUCGAUUAACCCUAUGUGGUGCUUUUAUGUUGUCUUCAAGGGGAGAAAUCCUGGUGUGUAUGAUAACUGGAUGGAUUGCCAUGCACAAGUGAAUGGUUUUGCAAGCAACCUGUACCAGGGAUACCAAACUUGGGAUGAAGCAAACCAAACUUGGUUGCUGUACAAACGUCACCAAGAUCAGGCCACAGAGAUCAAAGCAGCUAUAGCAGAAACUUGCAAAGCUCCAGAAAAGCCUCCCACUGUUAAUUGCAGCAAAGAUCUCAUCAUCAUAUUGCUGGUGGUAGUGGUUGCAGUCCAGAUGUGGCUUCUGUUUGCUAAGUAG